AUGUCAAAACGAAUCUCCCAUAAAGGUCCAGAACCUCUCACACCACGCACUUCUUAUUCAAACAAACUCGAAAUCGAGGAAGAGCUUUUGCUAGACCUGACUAUGAAUUUUGAUCCUUUUACUAUAAGUUCUUUAAAAAUAGAAUUUGAGAGCAGAAAUGGAGAGCUGAAACUAGAAGAGUUCGUUGUUAUAAUAAGAAACUAUUUAAAACACUGAAAACCGACUUUACAAAACAGAGAUAAAGUUAUAGUAAAGCUACUAUUGCAACUUUCAAGAGAUAUUGAUAUGAAUGGAAACGGUAGAUUAGAUUGGGAUGAAUUUAUGGGUCUAUAAAUUAGUCAAAAUUGAAUUCUUUAUUUCCUGCCUAAUAGCACAAUUUUUUUUAUAGACAUAGCAUUUUUAAAAAAACUAUUAAAGUUUUUUUAAAACUGAGAAAAUUGAUAAUUAAAUUUACGAAUUACAUAAUAGAAAAAGCUACAACACUGAAUGCAAUGAAAAAAACAAGGGUCGAUUCCAUAAAAAACUACUCUUUAAGUUCUGUAAAGCCUGCUUACAACUCUGAAGGAAUUAUUGAAAAGUUAAUAAACCUAGAAGCUUUAGACAGAAUUGGAGUAAUUGAAGAUUAUUCAAAUAUCGUGAAAUUUUACCACCCAGAGACAGGACAAGUAAUGGGCAGAGAUUUACAGGUAAAAAAUGAAGAAUCACAAUAUAUAGGUGGAGAAAAGGACGGUAUACCAUAUAGAGGACCUAAAAAAGCUAUAGUCCAUAACGCCAUUUUUUUACCUGAGCCAGAAUACCAAUUUUUACUUACAAGCUGCAAUGAUGGAACCAUCAGGACUUGGUGUUCAAAUGGGUCCAAUUUUCAUUCCCUCAACUAUAAGGGCGGAUACCCAAUUCUUUAUGCAAAAAGUCCCCAAAGAAGCAUGGCCUGAAACAGCAGCCACGGAAUUUUAUAUUCCGGAGACAAUACCGGGGCUAUAAACAUAUGAAAUUUUGAAGAAAAAAAGAGAAAUGAGCCUAUAAAAGUGUUAAAAGAAGGCCAUGAAGAUAUGGUCACAGACUUAAUAGCAGUCCCCAAGCUUGAAUUUUUGUUUUCUUGCUCACAAGACCGCAGAGUGAUUCUUUGAGAUAUGAUUUCUGCAACACCUCGAAGGAUUUAUGGGAGCCAUACAAAAGGUGUGCUAAAUCUUGCAUUUAAUUCUGAAUAUCGACUAUUGUUUUCAGCUGGUUUUGAUCAUGAUAUUUAUGUAUGAAAUCCAUAUAUAGACACUGUUGCAUUUAAAAUAGAAGGCCACAAUUCUUCAUUAGUAGGAGUUAAAGUUUUGCCAGACAGUCCACAGGUGAUAUCUGCUGAUAUAGAUGGCUGGGUAAAGGUAUGGGAUAUUCGAAACCUCAGCUGUGUACAAACUUUUAAUUUAGAAGAAAAACAGUCAGGCACCCGUUUUUCUUUAUCCUAUUUUUAAUGAAUUAUUUUUUAUUAUAUAAGCUAUAUAAAUAUUCAAUGGAAAUUUAGAUAUCAGAUUUUACCUUCCUAAAAAAACAAGAAAGGAUCGUUUUCGGUGGGAAAGGACUCGCUUUUUAUGACUAUGAUAAAAAUCUAAACCCAAAUUUCGUGGACGACGGUAUGCCUCUAGCUUCAUUUUACACCCCAAACUACUACAAAUUUAUUACCCCUAUCACAAAUAAAGUCAAAGUUUGGAACGCCUUCACAGGAAAGCCUGAAAACAUGUACGCAGCAUCAGCCGAAAGCGAAAUCUCUUGUGUAGAAAUUGAUGGGUGAGAAAAAAGAGUUUUUAUUGGGGAUAUAAAAGGCCACACAAGUGUAUACAAUAUAAAAAACGGUGCAUUAAUGAAGCAGCUCACAGACCACAAAGGAGAAGUCAACUGUAUAGCGAGCUCAGAAAAAGCUCAAUAUAUAGCGACUGGAUCAUUAGAUAUGACAAUUGUGAUACAUGAAGACAAAUCAUUAAGCGACUCAGUUGUGCUGCAAACUAUUGAUAACUUAGGGUGCGUAAUACCAGUUAUCAAGUUUGCGUAUUAUUUAGAAAUUUUAAUUAUUGGGACUAGUGAAGGGGUAAUUCAUAUUUGGGAUACUGAAGACGCAACUUAUGCAGGCCAGCCAAUGGUGCAUCAAGGAGAGCUCACAGUAAUACAAGUUAUUGAUAGAAUGCCGCUUAUUAUUGCUUGUGAUUCUCUUGGAGAAGUUAUCUUGUGGGCACUACACCCUCUACCGUAUAAAUAUUUCAAAAUAUUUUCCUAUACAAAUAGAGAUCUUGAUGGAAUUACUUCUGUGGUCCAAUUAAACUUAAACGAUUAAAUUGGCAUAAGUGGGCAAGCCCACUAGCCUUUGCUUAGUGUUGGCUCCAAAAUAACAGCCUUCAUCACAAAGGUCACCAUUUAGAUUUUCAAAUCUGAACCACCAGUCCAAGGGAUCACCUCCUCAGGAUAGAGUCACCGCCUGUAGAGUGCUCCGAUGAUCCCGACAAGGAAAGACUAUAUGGUAGACAAAAUUGGUCUAGCCUACAUGGCAUGGACAGGAAAACCUUCGGAGAGCAACAAAACUUCCUAAAGGCAAGGCAUCCCUAAGCCUGAAGGCCUACUUCAAAAAGGACAGAACCCUAUUUUCAGCUUCAUCAGGAUGAACCCUGCCUGUUCCGUAGGAGUGCGCCUCAGAGACCAAUUUCCAUCAAAAUCACACCAUUUUAUUUCUCCUGUGGUCCAAGGGAUUUCUUAUUUAUUGCCUAAACAUAUACUAUUUACAGGUGAUGACCGAGGAAAUUUUCAAGCCCUCUCAUUUAAAGGAAUAAUUGAUAUCCUUGAUAUCGAGCCAUUAUCUACUGAUGGAAGGGAAAACAAAAUGAUGUCAUUGGUAAAUAAAUCUAUAUUGGCAGCCCCAGAUAUCCCUAAUGAUACGCUUGUAGUCUUAUUUUCAAUAAAACUUCAUACAGAGUGUAUUAGACAUGUAUUUUUAAUCAGAGAAAAUGAGACCAUUAUUACUACAAGCUAUGAUAAAACUGCGAAAAUUAUUUCAGCUGAAGAUGGAAGGGUAGUUGGGUGCUUGCAACAAGGAAUGGGGACUAUUAAAAACAAAGUCCUUUCUAAAAAAGAGCUGGAACACCACGUCCCUUGGCAUUUUUAUUUAGAUGUUAAUAAAUUUAUUAAAAGAGAUGAAGAAGAAUUCAAAGAAAUUUAUGAAAAGUUACAAAAAAAAGAAAAAGUGGUAGGACAAGUAACUUUUGAAGAUCCGAGGGUUUAUGAAGAAGCGAGGAACUUCAUAACUCCACAAAAUGCAGUGAAACUUAGCAGCGAUUUUGACUAUGAUCAUGGGAAUCAUCAAUUUAGCAUAACAAGCCCAAGAGUAGCUGCACUAGCAACAAAGAAAAAAGAAGAUAUAUGCCAAUCUAUAGUAAAUAAUGACUAAUUUAUUAUAUUCACUAUGGACCAAUACUAAUAAACAAGAGAAAUAUUUAUUCAUUAAAACUGGGUAUAACCAAACAAUAUACUGUAAAAAAUGCAAAAAAUGGGCUCAUGACUUUUGACUUGUUGCUUCAUAAAGUCAGUAAGGUAGAAAAGCAGAAAGAGCUUGCAAAAAUGCAAAGACAAGGAACUCUAGCUAGAAGAAAAAAGCAAAAAAACAGCAGCGUGGAUUGGACUGAAGCUCCUACAAUAAGUAGCAAAGGAAGAAUCCCUUCACUGCCUUCUCUUUCCCGCAUGUAUCGGGAAAAUGACGUCCCAUUCAAAAAGAAAAUUAACCACGCAGCUUUAAAGUCAGCUGCAGACCUCGCCAAAGCGCUAGGUGAGCCUUUCUUUUAG
This is a messenger RNA of Blepharisma stoltei, 3813 nucleotides long. NCBI's taxonomy places the organism in Eukaryota, Ciliophora, Heterotrichea, Heterotrichida, Blepharismidae. The record is from the annotation of a GenBank genome assembly.